Molecule: messenger RNA, 1129 nt
Organism: Aspergillus uvarum CBS 121591
Lineage: Eukaryota; Fungi; Ascomycota; Eurotiomycetes; Eurotiales; Aspergillaceae
Exons: 1
Coding region: 210-950 (246 amino acids)
Source: RefSeq, a predicted model, not a curated record
AUAGCUCAGAGGUAUGAUUUUAGUCAAGGCCAUGGUUGCUUUUUCAUGGCAGAAGCAUCGAGUGACUGCCAGUUUGCCAGUUCGCCAACCUGUUUAAAAGACAGACAGGGAGAGAAAGAGAGAGAGUGUGUGGGAACUACAUUUUCUGGGUACUUACUGUACAGCAAGCACCAUCGAAUCAAUCGCCGCAUAAGGUGACAAUUCACUUGAUGAUCUGGAUGCAGUUACAUGUACAAGAGUUUCAAAGACAGCGCAGAUAUCGAUUGCCCCAUUGGGAUGAGUAUUCCAUGGCCUGCCAUGGAUGUGGAGAAAUGUUGUUGAAUCUGCCGUCUUUCCCAUCCACCGCCCCGAGCAGUUCCGAAGGUUUUCCGCAUCCGCGAAAUUUUCUCUUCUGGCCGGUUUCCCCGUGUGCGCUUCUCCAGCUUCAUUCCAUCCUAUUCCUAUACUUUACCUUUUUUCCUCUCUUCCCCCCUCCCCAUUUUGCGCUUCCCUUAGUUGUUUUGGGAUCUGGGGUCCGGUUUGCACCUGCUUCAAUUGCUCCUCUCCUAUACCUUUGUAUCAUAUUCCAUUUUUUUUCUUUCUCAAUCUCCCUCCCGUUACGUUUCCUUUUUAUUUUCUCCACCGCUACCCGAUUCUUCUUCGGGUUCGAGUCAUCAAGUCGUCGCCAGGUCGCUACGCUUCUUUCAUACUCCAGUCACCCUUCCUCUCAUUACGGUCCGGUCAAUCCAUUAAUUAGUCCGCUAAAAUGGCCCAGACCAAUGGCGAAUUGGAGCACUCGAAAGGUUUGCUCUCUCCGACAUUCUCGCAGCAUGUUUUGCCUUCGGCCAACUAAUCAACCGCCCGUGCAGAGUCUCCCGAACAGCUUCUCAAUGGCGACUCCCCUGUUGAGGGCCAGGAGGAGGAACUUAGCGGUGGUAUGUGACCUUGAAAAUUGUCUCAAACUACAUUGAUUACUGACGGGCACGGCUGUUACGUUUCAGGUCUUUUCCAGAUCUCCGUGAAGUUGCCUCGCGAGCCCUACAAGAUCCAGGUCAUGGUGGGUAUCUUGUCUACAGGAAUUUUAUACGGCCAGCACCAAAUCCCGUCGUUCUAACCCAGAUCCUUCGUUAGGUGUCGAGUCAAGAACAAG